AUGCGGAGCGACACUGAUGGUAAUCGUUCUUCUCGCGUGACCUCAUCAUCCUUCACUGAACAAGGCCACCACUACCCUCAACCUAUAUCGGAGUGGCACAAGUGGGCCAUUGUCUGGAUUGUCUGUACAGGCAGUAUGUGGGUGACAUGCACCAGCUCGAUCUAUACCACAACAUACACGCAAAUGAACGCUGAGUUGACCAGCACAAGCUUUAUAUCCACUCUGGGACUGUCGUCUUUUGUCCUAGGAAUUGCUCUAGGUCCGCUGCUCACAGGCCCCUUGAGCGAAGCCUACGGUCGGAGGCCCAUGUACCUGAUCUCCCGGUCAUUGUUCAUUGUCUGGAUGAUCCCAUCUGUUGUCACCAUACAUAUGGCAUUGAUCAUUGUAUCCCGCCUUGUCCAGGGUCUCGCCGGCGGUACCUUUUUGGCCGUUGCAGGGGGGACCGUAAGGGACCUAUUCUCACCAAACGAGAUUCAGAAGCCGAUGGUCAUCGUUUCCUGUGCGCCUUUCAUCGGGCCCUCGUUGGGACCAUUGGUCGGAGGCUUUAUCAACUACUAUCUGCACUGGAGGUGGACAUACUACGUUGUCCUCAUUUGGUCAUUACUUCUGCUCAUUGCGAUAAUCGUUUCGGCGCUAGAAACGAACUCUUUGGUCAAACCUCGCAAUAAACGUGCAAAGCUAGACUCGAAUUUGGGAAAUGAACGGCCUACGGCACAGUUAGGGACAGCCCCGCGCUCGACUGGUCGGCUUCUUGUACAGUCCCUUGUUCGCCCAUUUCAACUGCUGUUCUUCGAACCAAUGUCGUUUCCGCUGGUCUUCCGUACCACGCAUGGGAUGAAUUUCUGGCAGAUCGGGCUGACUUUCCUCGGUAUCAUCACGGGGAUGCUGAUGGGAGCGGCCAGUAACCCACUUUGGAUCAAGAUCCGUGAGCGUCUGAUACAACGUCAUCAAGAGGACGGAAGCGGUGAGCCAGAGUAUAGGCUGCCCCCAGCGAUUCUAGGGAGUAUUCUGAUUCCCGCUGACCUCUUCUGUUUUGGCUGGACAAUCUACCCCAGUUUUCACUGGAUACUCCCUAUCAUGGGGUCCGCCGUCUUCGGUUGUGGCAUGGUACUCACAUUCAUCGGCAUUUUCACAUUUCUGGUGGACGCUUAUCCCCAAUAUGCUGCCUCCGCACUUGCAGCUAAUGGUUUUGCAAGAUGCUCGUUCGCAGCUGCCUUCCCGUUGUUUGGGGUCCAAAUGUAUGAGAAACUUGGGUAUCAAUGGGCCACCAGUCUUCUCGCAUUCCUCAUGGUUUUUAUGAUGCCGUUGCCGUGGCUGUUUUUCAAGCAUGGCAAAAUGCUAAGGAAGAACAGCCGAUUCGGGCCACCCUAA
Messenger RNA from Aspergillus fijiensis CBS 313.89, 1371 nucleotides. RefSeq names its product MFS transporter. Gene Ontology annotation, cellular component: membrane. Lineage: Eukaryota; Fungi; Ascomycota; Eurotiomycetes; Eurotiales; Aspergillaceae. Gene Ontology annotation, biological process: transmembrane transport. The transcript has 6 exons. The coding region runs from base 1 to 1371 and encodes 456 amino acids. Gene Ontology annotation, molecular function: transmembrane transporter activity. The record is from RefSeq and is a predicted model, not a curated record.